Messenger RNA from Haplochromis burtoni (Burton's mouthbrooder), 2329 nucleotides. It is a transcript of the gene retsat.2, whose product is annotated as retinol saturase, tandem duplicate 2. Gene Ontology annotation, biological process: small GTPase-mediated signal transduction. Gene Ontology annotation, molecular function: GDP-dissociation inhibitor activity; all-trans-retinol 13,14-reductase activity. The transcript has 11 exons. The record is from RefSeq and is a predicted model, not a curated record. Lineage: Eukaryota; Metazoa; Chordata; Actinopteri; Cichliformes; Cichlidae. The coding region runs from base 17 to 1909 and encodes 630 amino acids.
AAGGCUCUGGUUUUUGAUGGAACCCAAUGAGGAAGUGAACGCCGUGACUGUGCCGAGUGGCUUGGGAAGGGGCGCAAUAAUGAUCGCUGUGAGCAUUAUUUGUGCGGCGAUUGUCAUAUUUUUAUUACAUUAUGUCUUCGGCGGCCGCGGGCCUGAUCCCUUUGAGAAGGACACUCGUGAACCGCUAAAGAAGAGAGUUUACGACAAGAAAGAGAAAAAUAAAGUGCUGAAGCAAGGUUUUGUGGCCAAUAGAGUACCGGAGAAUCUGGAUGCCAUCGUCAUCGGCAGUGGGGUUGGUGGGCUCGGACUUGCCGUGCUGCUUGCAAAAGUUGGAAAAAGGGUUUUGGUUCUGGAGCAGCACAGCCGGGCCGGAGGAUGCUGCCACACGUUCACUGAGAAGGGCUUUGAAUUUGAUGUUGGAAUCCACUACAUUGGCGAACUGUUGGACCACAAGCCGUUUCGAUGCAUGCUGGAUCAGAUGACCAAUGGACAGCUGGAGUGGGAACCCCUGGAGAACCCAUUCGAUCACGUUGUGCUGGGACCUCCAGAAAACCGCCGCCAGUACCCCAUCUACAGUGGCAGGACUCGCUUCACAGAUGAACUGAAGAAGUGUUUCCCAGGAGAGGAAAAGGCUAUUGACGAGUUCAUGAAGCUGGCCAAGAAAACUGGAAACGGAGUUUGGUUCCUCGCUCUUCUGAAGAUUCUCCCUCUCCCGCUGGCUAAGUUCCUGGUUCACACCGGCCUAGUCAGGCAUCUGUCUUUCUUCUUCAAGAUGGCUCCCCGCAGCCUUACAGAUGUGGUCAACGAGCUGACAGAGAACAAGGACCUCAGGGCUGUCUUCAGCUACAUCUUUGGCACCUAUGGUAAAAUUCCCAAAGAUGCCAGCUUUGCCAUGCACAGUUUGCUAGUCACCCACUACCUGAAUGGCGCCUGGUACCCUAAAGGCGGAGCUAGUGAGAUCGCCUACCAUAUGAUCCCCAUCAUUGAAAAGGCAGGGGGCGCUGUUCUGGUUCGAGCUCCAGUCAAUCGCAUCUUAUUCAAUGAUGCCAAGGAAGCUUGUGGUGUCAGCGUAAUGAAAGGUCAGGAGGAAGUACACAUCCAUGCUCCUCUGAUCAUCUCUGAUGCUGGCAUUUUCAACACAUACCAGAAGCUGAUUCCUAAAGACCUCCAGACCAUGCCAGCUAUCCAGAAGCAGCUGAGUAUGCUGAAGCAUGGUGAAGGUGGUCUGAGCGUUUUCAUGGGUCUGAAUGGGACGAAGGAGGAGCUGGGCCUGAAAGCAGACAACUACUGGAUCUUUGCUGAGAACAAUUUCGAUGAACUGGCUGUGAAUUAUAUGAAGAAAGACAGAGAAGAGGCAGCAAAAAAUGUACCUCUCCUCUUUGUCGCCUCUCCCUCAGCUAAAGAUCCUACUUGGGAGGCGAGAUCACCAGGGAAGUCUACUUUGAGUCUGGUCACUUUUGCCAAAUAUGAAUGGUUUGAGGAGUGGAAGGAUGGCAAGGUGACAAACAGAGGGCGCGACUACACGGAGCUUAAACAGGCAUUCAUUGACACCAUUCUAGAAGUAGUAAUGGAUGUUUUCCCCAAGAUCACCAGAGACAAGAUUGAAUACAUUGAUGCUGGUACUCCCAUCACAAACACACACUACAUCGGAGCCCCCAAAGGCGAGAUCUAUGGCGCAGAUCACAGCAUCAGCCGGUUCGACCCUGAGCUGAACAUUACAGUGAGAGCUCAGACGCCACUGAAGAACCUCUAUCUGACAGGCCAGGAUGUGUUUCUGUGCGGUUUCGCAGGUGCCCUCGCCGGAGCUCUCACUUGCGGCUCUGCCAUUCUCAAGCGAAACCUCCAUCUGGAUACCAUCGCCUUGGCAAAGAGGACAGCAUUUAUUAAUACCAAGCUGAAAGGGGAGUAACUGCCUAACACCAUUCAGCUGAGAGAGCGCUUCAUGCAGCACUUAAUCAGUGCUGUGACACUUUUGCUCAUCAGUAACAUUAAAAUACUGGAAAGAGUUUAAUCUUCCAUAACACUUGGAGAACUCAUAUUAAUUUACAUUUCUCUUCCGCGGUUUGGUUAAGUUGUCUGUAAUACCAGAUUUAACAUGUCUGAAUAAUGUGGUCCUUAUAAAAGCCUACUUGUACUUACUCAGGCUUUAACACGACUCAUGUAAAUGCUUUGUGAGUCACAAAGACAGAAUUAAUAUCCACUGUGUUGUGUGGUAUUUUAUGCUAAUUUUCUUUUGCACAUAAUGUGCCUAAUUAUGACAUAUGUUUGAUUUACUUUUUUUUUUUUUAAACAGUUCUUUCAUUAAACAUUAAACAAGGGGUGCAAAUAA